Messenger RNA from Erinaceus europaeus (western European hedgehog), 1235 nucleotides. Its product is annotated as protein phosphatase inhibitor 2-like. The transcript has 7 exons. Gene Ontology annotation, molecular function: protein phosphatase inhibitor activity. The record is from RefSeq and is a predicted model, not a curated record. NCBI's taxonomy places the organism in Eukaryota, Metazoa, Chordata, Mammalia, Eulipotyphla, Erinaceidae. Gene Ontology annotation, biological process: regulation of signal transduction. Bases 50 to 1066 code for a protein of 338 amino acids.
CCCCAGGGAGGCGGGGCGGGCUAGUGGGCAGCUGCCCCCGGGUGGGGCCAUGGACGAGCAGCAACCUCUGGGGGCUACUGGAGUCGCUAACGCGGAAUCUGGGGCGGCCAGGGACGAGCCAGGCGGCAUCAGGGACAUGGAGGCCGGCGCCGGGGUGGCCUCCCGAGCAGUCUUGUCUCACGGUUCUGGGCACCCCCUGCACUCGGGGGCAGUCUGUCCUUGUUCCAGCGAGCCCUCCCGGGGAGUAGAGGUUCUCAACGUUGGGCGCAGACAGCACCCUGGGGAGGCGGCUGACCACAGCCUUGGGCACUGCAGACACCUGGACGGACUCAGCUCCUCCGCCCCUGGAACCAGCGUGUUUACGGUGUCCGACCCUGUGCCCGGGGGGCCUGGAGUGUACAUCCCGGGAAACAGUGUGCACUCCGGGUCAGUUAGCUUGGACUCCUGCAAGCCCAGUGAAAGCCAACUGCGAGGCAUCCUAAAAAAUAACAGCCCCGUUUUGACGGAGAACCACCCCGCCACGGAGCGGAAAAAGUCUCAACACUGGGAUGAGAUGAAUAUCCUGGCCACCUACCACCCGACUAAUAAGGACUACGGAUUCAUGAAGGUGGAUGAACCCAGCACCCCCUACCACAGACUGCAGGACAGCGAUGAGGACCUGCCUUCUGAGUCCUCUAAGGUAGUGACUCCUGGAAUGCUAAGCGAGAGGCUUGCAGCAAUGGACAAUUUCCACCCCAGAGUCCGUCAGUAUGGUGAUAACAGAAGCUCAGGGUCUCCAGACAGCUUUUCCAAAACAAACUCCAGCGACUUCGAAAAGCGCCGCAAGUCACACUACAAUGAAGGGAAGUUCCUCAAGGCUCAGAAAAACCUAUCUUUGGACAAUAACAAGAGCAGCAGUGGGGUCCCCACUCUUCAGGUCAGUAGAGCGGCACCAGAAAGUCUGAGAGGCCCCAGACAUCGCGGAGCACAAGGCUCGAAUUGUGAGGAAAAGAGCCAGGGAGGUUCAGAAGCGGUUGGAACCCCCUCCAGCUUGACAUCACCGCCUGGCCCUGUGCUUCCUCCCUGACUUCUCUCUGCCACCCAGCCCACUCCAGAUGAGACCCUGUGGCUUCAGUGGACCCCCGAGGAGGAAGAAGGCAGACAAUGAAAACUACAGCCCACUGGGGGAUGGGGUGAGGGCCAACCUUUCCCUGCCCUCACCACCCUAGGGGUAGGCAAUAAAGAGAAGAGCAGGA